Trichoderma virens Gv29-8 is the source of this 1974-nucleotide messenger RNA. RefSeq lists its product as uncharacterized. Gene Ontology annotation, molecular function: transcription cis-regulatory region binding; DNA-binding transcription factor activity, RNA polymerase II-specific; zinc ion binding. Gene Ontology annotation, biological process: regulation of DNA-templated transcription. NCBI's taxonomy places the organism in Eukaryota, Fungi, Ascomycota, Sordariomycetes, Hypocreales, Hypocreaceae. Gene Ontology annotation, cellular component: nucleus. The record is from RefSeq and is a predicted model, not a curated record. The coding region runs from base 1 to 1974 and encodes 657 amino acids. The transcript has 6 exons.
AUGGAUGUUGAUUAUUCAACUGUUGCAGAUGCAGGUGCGGCCAACGGAGGCAUCGGGGCUCCGUCAGACGGCGGCCCCGGAAGUCGUCCCACGGCCCCGGAGGCCCCCAAAACCCGGGCAUGUGCCAAUUGUGCCCGGCUGAAGAUGAAGUGUCGAUGGCCUGAGUCUGGGUCCGGCCAGGGGGAGACCAAUUGCAUAAGAUGUAAUCGCAUGAAGAUCCCGUGCCAUGUGCCAGCGCCGAUUCAGCGGAAGAAGAGAGGCAAAUCAACGCGUGUGGCUCAGCUGGAGAAGAAGAUUGACGGCUUGGUGUCCAUGCUUGCAUCAGGCCAACACAUGCAGACAUCUGGAACGCCACCCUUGACUCCUGAAAGCAACGAUACAGGUGUGGUGAUAAUAAGUGAUGCGCCGAAAAUACAUCUGCAAAAGCCGUUGCAAAAUGCAGCGCUGCCAAAGCCAAUGACAAUUGCGCGUGAACCUCCCCCGAUCCCACUCACCAUUCCGUCUGAACCGGCAACUACGUUCCAGUUGAUCCCCGGUUUUAGCUUCUCGUUUGAGGAAGUGGUUUCUUAUUUCGACAUAUAUCGGCGGGAAUUUAUGCCCAACUACCCCUUUGUCAUUAUCCCGGAGAAUCUUGAUCCCCGCGCCUUGUAUGCGUCGUCGCGAUGUCUCUUCUGGACCAUCAUGGCGGCAGUAACGCCGCAAUCGUCGGCCACUCAGCAAGGUGUCGAGAACUGGUUUCGCCAGUAUAUCGCGGACCGUAUGGUUGUGAAGCAGGAGAGGAAUUUGGGAAUCUUGCAGGCUCUUCUCCUUCACCUGGCUUGGGGAGAUUUCCACUUCUACAUGAACACAGAAGCGACAAACUUUGUGCAUCUGGCUGUUGCCAUGGCUCUGGAUCUCAAGUUAGACAGGUCACCGGAGUCUACCAAGAUGCAUCCCAAAUCUUUGCUGGGAGAAGCCUGGGCAACGCUCAACAAGGGUGCAAUGAAGCCAAAGGUGCAUUCUGCGGAUGAGAAGCGCGCAGUUCUGGGACUUUACCACAUUACAUCUCUCAUUUCUGCCCUGUUUAAGCGAGGCAACCAAUUUCCUUGGAACAACUAUCUUUCACAGUGUUGCGAGUCGCUGGCUGAAUCUCACUUGGAAUCCGAUUUGUUCCUAAUCGCUUUGAUCAAAAUGCAGCGCGUCGCCGAUCGUGCCUACAGCUUGCUGCCUGGCUUUGACGUGGUUGACGUUGGACUCAGUGCCUACUUGUCGCCCAUGGAUAUGGUCAUUAACAAUGUCCGUCGGGAGUUGUAUGACCUGAUAAGCAUGCAGCCCGAGUGCGUCAAAGAGAGGCACAUCUUCAAAGCCUAUUAUCAAGUCACUCUAAUGCGCCUCGCCGAGCCGGCAAUCCCCACACAAUUCACCACGCCCGUUGAAAUGGGCACAUUGAACCCAGAGCCCCUGCAGCGCUUCGAUACCCUCUGGAAAUCCCUUCUCGCUGCCGUCGACUUCUUCGAAACACUCUGCUCUUUUCAUCCCAACGAGCUGCCCGGUCUUCCCACCUCAGUGACGGGACUUCUCGCCUUUGCAAUCGUCACCAGCUCUCGCUUGCUCCUAUUAGAUCCCUCAAUAGACUGGCAGCCCACAAUGGCCCGCAGAAAACUCGACUUUGCAGACACCAUGAAGCGUCUCAGCGACCGCUUCGAGGACGCAGACACAUGGGCCAAGGAAGCCGGCCGCAGACGCCGUCUUCUAGAUGGGGGCGGCGCCCAAUUUUGCAGACUCAGCUUCAAACUUCGGUGGAUUCGCCAGUGGUAUCUCUCGCGGAUUCCGCAGGAGCAACAGGUGAUGGCGGAGGCACAGCCACCUGGGGAUCCGCUGCCGGACCCGGACGCUGUGUUUUGGCAGGAGUACGAGUUUGAGGAUGCGCUUUGGCCGGAUUUUAUGACCAUGUGUAAUCCGAGUUUUGUAGCAGCUCCGGCAGCUGAGACAUGA